UCAAGCGGGACCAUUGGUGCAUCAAGAAAGUUGCUCUGCAUCGGUCCAAUCACGCCAUUCUACUAUCAGUCAGGCCUAGUACUGUACCUAUGACAUGCGGAAUCAUCAUGGACGACAGGACCCUUGCAAUGGUCCAGGGCCUUUUUGCGAUGGUCUUUGGGGCCACUUUGCUGACUCUCUUAAGUGAGGCUCAGGUCUUUCCAAGGCGCUGCUUUUGCCACAGCGGACCUGGUGCCUAUGGCCUAUGCGAGGCAUGGCAGGAUUGCCGUACUGUCAUCAGUUUUUUGAUGGGUGCACUAGUUUGCCAUUGUGCACGCACCUCCAGAGGCGAAGAUGGACGGCGGAAAGGGGGUCUUCACGUAUCUCUCUUUUGGUGACGUGGCUGGUAGAGGGCCCAAGUCACUAUACGAGGACAAAACAGCCUCGUGAAUCCACCUGGAUUCGCAUGUCGCCUUGGCUCAGACCAAAGGCCGGGCUUUAGCGGCUAGGCAAAAACUAGGCAGAAACUAGGCAGAUUUUGGAUAGUUUUGAACAGCUGAAGCUUGCCCUCUCUGCGUAUUCAGCUAAAAUUCAUUCUGUGGAUUGGCUGACGCAGCAGAUAGAUUUGGAAGCACGCUGUGAAUAGCAGUAGAAUUUCCUAAUCUUUUUGCAUGGUGUACAGGCCUUAUCACAAAUCAAUACAAAUCAUUGUUCCCCUUUGACUGGGCACAGGAGCUGACGAAAGUGAUUGACCACGAACCAAUGAAUUGUCAAAG
This is a messenger RNA of Cladocopium goreaui, 755 nucleotides long. Lineage: Eukaryota; Dinophyceae; Suessiales; Symbiodiniaceae. The record is from the annotation of a GenBank genome assembly.